Messenger RNA from Drosophila innubila, 6212 nucleotides. RefSeq lists its product as uncharacterized. The coding region runs from base 136 to 4068 and encodes 1310 amino acids. The transcript is spliced from 13 exons. The record is from RefSeq and is a predicted model, not a curated record. Lineage: Eukaryota; Metazoa; Arthropoda; Insecta; Diptera; Drosophilidae.
GUAGCAGGUGGUGGGCUUGCACAUGCUAAAACUAACUUUAGUAGCAACUUGAUAUAUAAAACGAGCUUUUGAUUUUGAAACGAUCUGGACCGCGCAAUGAUGAAGUAAACAGCUGCUAGGGAAGUCAUCAACGCCAUGUCAUCGCAGCCGCCUCUGUCGCUGCCUGCGCCGACUGCGCCGUCAGCCGCUGGCAACGUCAACGUCAAUGGCAACCAUCAGUUGCUGCGUCCCCAAACCCUUGCCGCUCCGGACCGAGAACCCGUCGAGUUUAAUAUUAAUCUAGUUGGCGCACCGCCCGAAGUGGAGCAACUUGUGGAGCAGAUUAAAUGCGUAGCGGAGCAGUUUCUAUAUCAUUGGAAGAGUUUUCCCAUCGUUCUGCCCCAGCCUUUGGCCAGUGGUAGCCUCAAUGUAACGGCCCACAAUGCAACGAACAGCGUUAGCGGCCGCAAAAAGCGUCCCAUUAAUCAGAGUGACCUAUUUAUAGCGCCGCCCUUUGAUGAAUUGGACGCGGUUGCUUCUGAUGGUAGCGGCGAACCGCGUCGCCUCACAAAUGCACAAUUGAAAAGUUUACGCGAAACUGGCUUGCAAAAGGAUAAAUAUGGAAAGCCGAAGAAAUUAACUUUGGAACAAUUGGAAACAAUACGUAAAAAUGGUGAAUUCGAUGUGCCGAGCUUGCAUUUCUCUGGUCAGGUGCACAAAUGGCGAUUGUCGCAGUUGCUGCAGAAGGGCACUUUACGCGCCCACGACUCCUUCCUCGGGGAUCUGGCUUUGGCAGCCCGCUUUGUGGUCGUCACGGCACGAGCUCGCAUCUUCUCGCACUUCUUUUCAGUGGUGCAUGCGGCGCAUGCGUUGCUCGAUGCACUCAUCAGGUUGGCGGACAUGUUCAUCGGUGUACCGGCUUUGUUGGCCCACAAUCUGGACUACAAGAUUAAGGAGGAACGUUGUCGCUUUCUAAUUGCCGAGUUGGUGUGUCGUCCGGAGUUUGAGGAUUGUCUGGAUGGCCUCUGCUCCUAUGUGCGGAAAAUGCUUCGUCGCGCUACCAUGGAGAAGUUUGAUUUCAAUAGCUGCGAGGUAACACAGCCGGUGCCAUAUCUAUUUCUGACUCCAAAGGGUCAGGAGAUUGAUUUGCGUCUGUUUUGUCGCGAUAUCAUGCGAAAAGCAUUGCCUGUGCUGGUGGGCAUAUUGGAGCGGGAGACGCGAGGCUGGUUUCUGCAUUUCCGGGAGCGUCUCAUUGCAGAGCUGCGCGCUAAGAAGCUGAACGAUAAGGAAAUCGAGGAAGAAGUCAACGAGGCGGUCAUGAAGGAAUACUUACAGCGUGUUUAUACCUCCAUCAUGUCCAAUGCAAAGCUGGCCGAACUGGGCAACGGAAUACCUCAACUACUGGUGGAGCAGGCCCAGUCUGUGGUGAUCAUGUACAAGGCUGUCGACAAGGUGCAGCAGGAUAUUAAACGUAACCGUGAGGAUCACCAAAAGUGCUUGGCUAACGAUCACUCCGUGCUGUCUCGUGUGGCGCCUUGGCUACGCUCGAAACUUCGCCAUGCCGAGCAGCACAAGUUGUACAAGUGCGCCUGGUCAGCACAUGAGGAGGCACUUAAGCUGUGCAGUCAGCACAAUUUGCAUCAGACCGCCUACUUUCUGUCACGCGAUCUGGCCUUCAUGAAGGAGCGCGAGCCUGUGCUGCUCAAGGAGCUGAAGAACGCCAAGACGCCCACGCGCAGCUUCCAAUGGGCGUGUCGCAUUUGGUCGCCACAGGCAUGGAUCAUACGACGAAAUUUCCAAGGGCAAUCGGAUGUUAUCCCAACAGUGAUAAGUCAGCAGGCCACAUCAAUAGUCACUCCUCGCUCGGAUCCCAGCCAGCCUGUAUUUCUGGUCGAAAAGGAAAUGAUACGCACCACGAGCACGCGUUGGCCCUUUUGGCGUCUGUUGAAUCUUCUACAGCGCACCUGGUGCUGGACCUGGAACAUGAUGUUCCUGCUCGGCAUUUUGGUGCCCUGGUGCAGUCCACUUGGAUUGCGCGCCCUCUUCUGCAUCAAACCCUUUAUGCCCGACCUGGAAUUAUCUCAAAUCAAUGGCACCCUGUUUCCCCGAAAGACAAGUAUAACCCAGACAUUGGCCUCGCGUCUUAUUGAGCUCUGGCGACACAUAUCAAAAUCACGUACUCACUUCGAAACGGAACCGGACACAGGAUUCAUUGGCAAGGGCUUGACACGCAAUUUGAAUCGCACAUGGAACUACUUUGUCAAGGGAUUUCUUGGAACGAUUGUCAUCCUGUUUGCAUUCCCACUGAUAUGUCUAGCGACCAGUUGCCUCAGCAUUGGACUGGCAUUGAGUGCUCCCCUUUGGAUACCAGUGUUUGUUCUUCUGCUGCACAUCUUUAUGAUACUUGUCUAUGAUCUGGAUGCACCGGACAACACACGAAAUCGUUAUUGUAUUCUGUUGGAGGCACUCAUAUGGAACUUUCUUAUACAGGGCCUGCUGCAGCCACUAGCAGCAAUUUUAGUUGCCACGCUGCUUUGUCCGCUGGCAGCAGGCGUUGUUCUGAUAGUUGGCGUAGUGCGGUAUACGUUCCGCUUGCUCUGGGAUUCGCUAGCGUUUCAUUUGUUCAUCAAGAAAUGCGGACGUGUUCCAGCCUCGGAUAGCAUUGCCGUUAAACGGAUUGCCGGACCCGGUUUAGCACUCGAUUAUUAUUUCAUUAUACGUCCAGAGCAGGCUUUGGCAGCACUAGAGGCUAAAAUGGAGUUGGACGAGUUGCAGGCUUAUCAACAUGCUACCGAACGUGUUGUUUUACAGCCACAACAAGAUUUUCUGCAGUUUGUAGAAGCCUGUUUUGGACCCUUCUCGGCGCAGCUUUCUAAAACGGGUCCCUACUUGGCGCUAGAUCGCGAGGCACAGGAUUUGAUGAGCACCCUGCACGAAAAGCUGGAGAAGCGACGUAGGGAGCUACAAACGACGCUAACUACGCAGGUCAAGUCGCGUAUUAAGCUAAAUACCAAAGAAUUAAAGAUUGCUAUACAACUGGCCGCCCAUUUACUCGAGAAAUAUUAUCCGUCUCAUGUCAUCGGUAGAUUGUCCAUAAGCGAAGAAGAAUUUUGGGAUAAUAAGGGUCUCUCGGUUAAUGAUUGGCCGGGUUUGGCCGGACUCAUCUACACCGAGAUAUUUAGUUUAGAUUUUCUAACGCCAUUGACUGAAAACGAUACGCAUUUUAAACUAGAACCACAUGCCUCGCUUGAUCUAAUACGCUACACGGAGAUGGUAAAGAAUGCCAACGAUGUGAUCGGUUCCAAGGGCCUCGAUUUGUUGGGCAAUGUGUAUGCGCCGCGUGGCAAUGUCCAGGUGCAUUUACCAUUUCUUGAAGUGACCGCCUUCAAUCCGCGCUCACGCAUCACGUUAACAUUUCGCAAGCCCGAGAAGCGUGACAUGUCUGUGGGCUUAACGACGCCACGAGUGCGGGCUCAUCGAGCACAGCAUGUGCCGAAGGCGGGACAGGAUGCCCAGAAGCCCUGGCGUCCAUGGAAACAAAAGUGCAGCGACCGUAGCGUUACAGAGAAGUUGCUGAUACCGUUGCCAGUUCCACAUCCCGUGCACAUUGCCAUUGCCAUAUACAAUCGCGAUACGGAGCAACCCAUACCGUUGGACUCCGAGUUGGUCUGGGAGAUACUCAAGUCAAUCGAGGACUGCCAGGGCGGCGAUGCAAUGGCUGUGCAUUCAGUGGCGCGUUACCAUGGAGCGGUAAUUGAGUCGAGCAAUGAUUCUCUGGCCAGCAGCAGCAGCAUUGGCAGCACGCGAGACUCAGGAUCUGGUUCAGUGUCUGGCUCGGGUGUGGGCAACGGCACUGAAACUUUACCCUGUGGCAAUCGUGAGGUUUGCACGCAGGUCAAAGUUGAUGCAGAGCCUGCUCCCAGUGCCUCCGGCUUUCACUGGACGCUCAGCAACUGGGGAGCCGCACAGACGGCGCGUCGACGCACCAACUCCAACGUUCGUGUCGACUUGGCCAGCCCGGAGGAUAUAUCGCUGGACACGGAUAGCUCGCGUGCUGUAUUCAACAAUGCUUACGGCACCACAGUCUAACCGAUUCACGCUGGUUUGGGCACACAUCAGUAUAUAUACAGAUAUAUAUAUAAAUUUAUAUAAAGAUACAAAAUACGAGUAUGUAUAAAUGCGCUCGCCUUCAUUGCUGCAUUUCUUCAAACAACAACAUUCAAUUUAUUCGCAUUAACCAGAUAGGCUUUUGUAUAUGACACGCAUAGCAAGUGACAUUUCGCGAAUUAUAGCUUUAUUUAAUUCAACUCGAUCGAUUUGGCAAUGUAGGGCAGCCCUUGUUGGAGAUGCAGCCAAUCUCCCCCAGUGUGUGGAGGAGAUAGCCUCUAAAUGGCUUAAGAGCAGGCAUGCUAGUUAAAAUCAAGUAUGGAACAGAUUAUUCAUAUACAUAUAUCUACAUAUAUAUAUUUACAUGCAUAUGCGUAUAUGAUAUACAUACAUUAAUGAGUUGUUAGCAUACAAACUUAUACAUACAUAUAUAUAUAUAUAUAUAUACACACACACAAAUCUAAAAAUCAAACCAACUUAAUUCUAGUCGCAAGCAAAUUUUAUGCAGCAAUUUUACUCGAAUUCUUCUAAUGCAUCUAAUUAGUAAUUACUAAAAGCUAUAGCUUACCGCUCGAACGUCUUCAACAAGAAAGCAUUUUAAAACAGUUAUAGUUCUUAUUUCGAUUUGAGCAUUAACAAAUCAAUUCAAAAUGCGCUGUGGCUCGUCAUCAGCUAAUUCCAUCGGCAUUUCAAUCACAAUCUUUUAUGUCUUUCUGAAAAUGCUUUAUGAUGUUUUAUAAUAUGAAAAUAGUUUUUUAAGCUUUGGGAACUAGCAAUCAAUUUAUUUGAAAUUCAUUAAUUUUUAAAUCUUUUACAGGUUGUUAACUUAUUUAACAAAUAGAUUAAUGGUUUCAAGGAUAGGUUGAUUGAUAUAUUGAGUUCAGCAAUGGUGAGAAUUUCAACUCUCAUACGGUAGAUAGAUAUUUCAUCAAAUCAGCGAUUAAUAAAGAUCAUCUUCAUUAUACAACAGAAGGUUUAAAUUUAUUGUGUUCCUAUAUACAAUCAAAUUUAUAAAUUGAAAGUGUAUUUUCAAUUAGCAAACUCAAAAAGUUAGUGCUCCUUUGGAAGAAUGUUGAUUUUUAAACACCAAAUUCAGACAGACAACUGAUCAUUUAUAAUUAUAUUGAUUGACGAUAAAAAUCUGAUAUAAAUGAAGGUAUAUUUAUAAAGCAAAAACUAUUAACAAUAGAAGACUUAAUUGCAGCAUAUGAGUUAAAUUAAUUAAAACCAUUUUCAGAAUGACUCUGUUGAAUAUUUCAAAUCAAAAGAGAUACAGAAUUUUUACCGAUGGAAACAUAAUUCUGGCACCACUGUGCAAUGGCCAUGAGAUUUUCUUUGUACCUAACAAAUACAAGGACCUAAUUUUAACAAAGCAUAAGUAUCAAUAAAUUUAAAUUAUUGAUGCCACGAAUUGUAAUAUGAGAAGUUAAUGAAAUAUUGUUAAUUAAUAUUAAAUAUGGUAUAACAACUAAUUUAUAUACUUACAUGCAUAGUCACAGUACGUGUAUUAGGUACUAUGUUUUUACUACUACAAUUCCUUCUCUUUCUCUUCCAAACAAAAAAUGCAAACACAUAAGCGAAUAUAAAUAAAUAGUAAUAACGUAAUACAAAAAAUAAAUUAUUGUACAACAAACAGCAUUAAACAAAAGGCAGUAAAUAGUAAUUUUAAAAUAUAACUUUUCACAUUUAUAAAUAUAGCAAGAACAAAAAAUAUACAAAUUAUAAUUGUUAAAUUUUUGUUUAAGUAUCUGUCGCUUUCCAAAUAAUUAGCUAUUACCUUUACUAUCACUCCAUCCUCCCUGAUCUAUACGCGUGCCCUCCAAGUAUUCACUAUCAAGUUUUUUUUAUUAUUAUUUUAACUGCCACUGAACUUAUAGUAUUAUUUUAAUGAAUUAUGUACUAUAACUAUUUUACACUAUUCGCACUGCUCACUAACCUCAAUCAUAACUUCGGCAGCUUCCAGUGUUUGAUUUUUUACAAAUUUUUUAAUAAACAUACAAAUAAUGCAUAAUGUUUGUUAAUUGUUCAGUUGAAACUUAUCGCAACGAUCUAUUAUUAAUCUUUUCGAUUAGUUUGAAUUGAACAUUUAUGCAAUCUAGCCCUAAUUAUGAUUUUAAGAAAAACAA